Messenger RNA from Bathycoccus prasinos, 1356 nucleotides. RefSeq lists its product with no specific name. The coding region runs from base 1 to 1356 and encodes 451 amino acids. The transcript has 2 exons. Lineage: Eukaryota; Viridiplantae; Chlorophyta; Mamiellophyceae; Mamiellales; Bathycoccaceae. Gene Ontology annotation, molecular function: NAD binding; GDP-mannose 3,5-epimerase activity. The record is from RefSeq and is a predicted model, not a curated record.
AUGAAAAAACUCGAAGCUCUCGCCACUCUCUCUCUCUGUGAAGUUUCUCUCAAAAUAAAGGAAAAAGAGGUGCUUUUCUACCGUCAAACUGUCGUAAAAUUGUUCCAUCAGUCCAUUCAACGCUCUACUUUUUAUCCUCUUUCUUCGUCCCCAGAACACACACAUCCUACGACACCAAACAAGUACACAAGAAGAAUGACUGAUUCGAAAAGAUCGAACGCCGCGGGCGAGAAGUACGCCUUGCGAGGGAUCUACGGCUCCGAGCCGUACUGGCCGCAAGAGAAGCUGAAGAUUUGCGUCACCGGCGCCGGCGGGUUUAUCGCCUCGCACCUGGCAAAACGUCUCAAAGAGGAAGGCCACUACGUGGUCGGCGCGGAUUGGAAGCGCAACGAGCACAUGCCGGAAGAAAUGUUUUGCGACGAAUUUAUCCUCUCCGAUUUGCGUUUGUUCGAGAACUGCGCCAAGGUGUUGGAAGGAUGCGACCAUUGCUUUAACUUGGCCGCGGAUAUGGGCGGGAUGGGCUUUAUUCAAUCCAAUCACUCGGUUAUCUUUUACAACAACAUGAUGAUUUCGUUCAACAUGGUUGAAGCUGGGAGAGUGAAAGGCGUGAAGAGAUUUUUCUACGCGUCUUCGGCGUGCAUCUACCCGGAGAGCGCGCAGUUGGUGACGGACUUAUCCGCGGGUUUGAAGGAAGCCGCGGCGUGGCCGGCGCAACCGCAAGACGCGUACGGUUUGGAAAAAUUGGCCUCGGAGGAAGUGUACAAGCACUACCAAGGUGACUUUGGCAUGCAAUGCAGAAUUGGUCGAUUCCACAACAUCUACGGCCCCUACGGGACGUGGAAGGGCGGCAGAGAGAAGGCGCCGGCGGCGUUUUGCCGUAAAGCCGCCUUGGCUGAAGGUGAGAUUGAAAUGUGGGGAGACGGUAAGCAAACCCGUUCGUUCACGUACAUCGACGAUUGCGUCGAAGGUAUCUUGAGAUUGACCAAGUCUGACUUUGGCGAACCGUUGAACCUCGGCUCGGACGAGAUGGUUUCCAUGAACGAGAUGCAAAAGAUGACUCUCGAAUUCGCGGGUAAACCGGACAUGCCGAUCAAGCACAUUCCCGGUCCGGAAGGCGUGAGAGGCAGAAACUCAAACAACGAGUUGUGCAUGGAAAAACUCGGGUGGGCGCCGUCCGUCAAGUUGGCCGACGGCUUGAAGGUGACCUUUGAAUGGAUCAGCGAAAAGAUUGAAGAAGACAAGAAAGCCGGCACCGACGUCUCCGCCUUGGGAAAAUCCACCAUCUGUGGUACCAUGGCCCCGACGGAAUUGGGCGCCUUGAGAAAGAAGGACGGCGAAGAGGAGUUGGCCAAGUAA